UUCUAUCAAAGAUUUUCUCCCAAAAGCUUCUAUGGCUGAGAAUCACUAUGAAAACCCUCCUCUUACCAUCUCCAGGAUUGGUAUCAUUGGAGCUGGUGUUAGCGGCAUCGCAGCUGCUAAACAGCUAUAUCACCAUAACCCUGUUGUUUUCGAGGCCUCGGAUUCAAUAGGUGGGGUGUGGAGAACCUGUGCUUAUAAUUCCACUAAGCUGCAAUCGGCUCGUAAGGAUUACGAGUUUUCGGAUUUCCCGUGGCCUAACAGAGACGAUCCCAGUUUUCCUACUCAUGUUGAGGUAGUUGAUUACUUGGAAUCAUAUGCUAAGCACUUUGAUGUGUUGAAGUUCGUCAAGUUCAAUUCAAAGGUGAUGGAGCUACGUUUUGUUGGGCAACAAGGAACAACCCAGCUUGGCGGAAAUGGUGGGGCGUAUGGGAGUCCAUUACCAGGCCACCCUGUUUGGCAGAUUGCAGUGCAAACUAAUGGUUCACAAAACCUACAGUGGUAUGCCUUUGAGUUUGUGGUUGUUUGCAUUGGAAAAUAUGGGGAUAUACCCAAAAUUCCAAGUUUCCCACACAGCAAAGGUCCUGAGAUAUUCCAAGGCGAGGUCCUUCAUUCCAUUGAUUACUGCAAACUGGACAAGGAUGCAGCUUCUCAACUGCUGAAAGGAAAAAAAGUUGCAGUCAUUGGCUACAAAAAAUCAGCCAUUGAUCUAGCUGUAGAAUGUGCAGAAGCAAACCAAGGGCCCGAAGGGCAGCCAUGUACCAUGGUAGUAAGGACACUUCACUGGACUGUUCCACAUUAUUCAGUGUGGGGUUUGCCCUUCUUCUUGUUCUACUCUACAAGAGCUUCUCAGCUCCUCCAUGAAAAACCCAACCAAAGCUUUCUCAGGACCAUGCUUUGCUACCUUUUAUCUCCCCUGAGGCGAGGGGUUUCGAAAUUCAUCGAGUCUUACUUGCUCUGGAAACUUCCAUUACUGAAAUAUAGUUUGAAACCAGACCACCCAUUUGAAGAAGAUUAUGCAUCUUGUCAGAUGGCCAUCAUGCCAGAAAAUUUCUUCACCGAGGCUGAUAAAGGAAACAUUGUUUUCAAAAGAUCAUCCAACUGGUGGUUCUGGAAAGAGGGAAUUGAGUUUGAUGACAAUACUAAAAUGAAGGCCGAUGUUGUGAUCCUUGCAACUGGUUAUGAUGGAAAGAAGAAACUCAAAACUAUCUUACCAGACCCUUUCCGUAGUUUAAUCGAAUAUCAUCCUUCAGGAAUCAUGCCCUUGUAUAGAGGUACAAUCCAUCCACUGAUACCCAACAUGGCUUUUGUGGGUUAUAUUGAAAGUGUCGCAAACCUUCACACAUCAGAGCUGCGUAGCAUGUGGCUUGCUCGAUACGUGGACGAGAAGUUUAAGCUCCCGAGUGCUGAAAACAUGCUGGAACAGAUAUAUAAGGAGAUGGAGGUGUCGAGGAGGAUAACCAGGUUUUACAAGAGGCACUGCAUUUCCACGUUUAGCAUCAACCACGGGGAUGAAAUCUGUGAAGAAAUGGGGUGGAAUUCUUGGAGGAAAAGAAGCUGGUUCGCAGAAGCUUUUAGCCCGUAUGGCAGUCAGGAUUAUCGCCUCAAAAACUAAAAAUUCAUCAUAACACUCAUUCUUUUUUAAAUUUGCAUCUCAAAAAAUAAGUGUAGAAAAAGUAGAAGUAAUCAUCAAUUCAUCGUAAAGUGUCAUUCAAUUUCAAUGUCCUGUGUUUUUUAUAUAAUUUGUA
Messenger RNA from Gossypium raimondii (Peruvian cotton), 1745 nucleotides. Its product is annotated as probable flavin-containing monooxygenase 1. The record is from RefSeq and is a predicted model, not a curated record. The transcript has 5 exons. Gene Ontology annotation, molecular function: N,N-dimethylaniline monooxygenase activity; NADP binding; flavin adenine dinucleotide binding. NCBI's taxonomy places the organism in Eukaryota, Viridiplantae, Streptophyta, Magnoliopsida, Malvales, Malvaceae. The coding region runs from base 32 to 1612 and encodes 526 amino acids.